Cryptomeria japonica (Japanese cedar) is the source of this 1503-nucleotide messenger RNA. Its product is annotated as putative leucine-rich repeat receptor-like serine/threonine-protein kinase At2g24130. Gene Ontology annotation, biological process: protein phosphorylation. Gene Ontology annotation, molecular function: protein binding; protein kinase activity; ATP binding. NCBI's taxonomy places the organism in Eukaryota, Viridiplantae, Streptophyta, Pinopsida, Cupressales, Cupressaceae. The record is from RefSeq and is a predicted model, not a curated record. The transcript is spliced from 2 exons. The coding region runs from base 1 to 1503 and encodes 500 amino acids.
AUGAUUCCGUCAGCACUUGCAAACUGCUUAGCACUGGAGCAUCUCAAUCUCUCUCAUAAUGCCUUUGAAGGUCCGAUACCAGAUGCACUUGGCAAGUUACAAAAUUUGGAAUCUGUUGAUCUUUCUUUCAAUUUCCUGUCAGGUACAAUACCUACGUCUCUUGCAAAAAUGAAAGUGCUUCGCUACUUCAAUGCUUGUUUCAACAAUCUGACAGGUGAAGUUCCAAAAGGAGGGUUGUUUUCAAAUAACACAUUUAAUGCAUCAUUUAUGGGAAAUACUGGUCUCUGUGGUCCAGACAAAUACUUAGUGCAUGCAUGUCCAAACCAGGGUAAAAGAGUGAAGUCACUACUCACAAAAAUGAUUUUGUCAGCUGCUGGAACAACUGCAUUUUUACUGUGUACUUCAAUCUUUGGAAUACUGUGGUGUCGGAAAUAUUCAUCACAUCAAUUUGAUCUUCCAGAUUUCAUGAUUGGAAGACUGAGAUAUCCAAAGUUUAAAUAUCAAGAUCUGGUCAAUGCUACAAAUGGAUUCAGUGAGACAAAUUUGCUUGGUAUGGGUGGCUUUGGAUCAGUCUAUAAAGGAAUUUUAAGAGAUGGUAUGGUGGUUGCAAUCAAAAUUCUCAAUUUCCAAAAUCAACAACUCCAAAACAGUUUCAAGAGAGAAUGUAAAAUCCUGGCAAGGACUCGACAUCGAAAUCUCAUUAGAGUUAUAAGUGCAUGUUCAUACCUUAACUUUAAGGCUUUGAUUCUUCAAUUUGCUACAAAUGGAAGCUUGGAAAAGCAUUUGUAUACUGAAAGUAAUGAGGAGGAUGUUUGUGAGCUCAAAAUUGAUGAAUGCCUGAACAUUGCUAUUGAUGUGGCCCAUGGCAUGGAAUACCUACAUCAUGAUUGUCCUACCCAAGUUGUUCACUGUGAUUUGAAACCUAGCAAUGUGCUUCUAGAUGCAAAUAUGACAGCCCUUGUAGCCGAUUUUGGUAUCUCAAGAUUGGCUGGUCCUGCAAACUUAAUUGAUUCCUUGAGCACAUCAAUUGCCCUGAGAGGAUCUAUUGGCUACAUAGCUCCUGAGUAUGGAUUGGGAAUGAACAUUUCUACAAAAGGGGAUGUUUAUAGCUAUGGAAUUCUCUUGUUAGAGAUGGUCACAAGGAAAAGGCCAACUGAUGCCAUGUUUGCUGAUGACCUGAACCUCCCAAAGUGGGUGAGAUCAGCUUUUCCCCAGAGGUUAGCAGACAUUGUUGAUAGGAGGUUGUUAGAGAAUGUGGAGAUGGAACACAAUGAGUGGCUUGUUUCUUUCAUACAUAUUGGCUUGCUCUGCACAACUGAAUCUCCCCAAGAACGACCGAGCAUGAGAGAUGUAACAAGGCAAUUGGAGGUUCUAAGAAGUAUUUUCAUAGGAGGUGCAACACCAGCUUCCAAUUUAGCAAGAACCAUAUCAGAUUUGGUGCUGAAUGCCAGUGCUAAUGCAACGGAAGAGGGGCUUAGUUCCAGUGGGAGCUCUACAUAUUAG